AUGUCUGAAGCUCAGGCGGAGAGACAGCCCCUACUACAUGCCAACGACGCAGAAGCGACGGAGGUGUACCCGGUCAUUCAAAUGAUCAGAGCGCACUACAUUGGUAUGGGCUACACUCCAUUUUGCGCAUCGCUAACGGCUCCGGAUCUCACAUACACCCUCGUCCGUCCACUCGAAGAGAAAUACAAUGCACUCCAACGCCGCGGGAACAUGUCCAUUGUCUUCUGUUUACUCCUGAACCGGGUAUACUUCAAACGUGACGACCACCUGACGACCGCUGCGCUCUCUCGGACGCGUGCGAUGCUUUGCGAGAUCCUCGCAAUCCGUACGCUUCGCCAGCACGCGCAUAACAUGCUUGAGCUCGCGCUUGCCAUUACUACGAGUUGGCCCGUUUACUCUGGCGCGCCUGAGGAACUCUUGCAGCGCGCAAGGGAGGAACGCGAUGAUGACCUAGAGGAUAGGGUAGGCAAUGCCAUUGAGUUGGCUAUCCUUGGACAAGCAAAGCGCUUCACCAACAGCUCAGCGUGUCAGAAGGUCAUUGACGGUAUUUGGUGGCACCUCUUCUUGACCACUACCGUUCUUGUUUCGAUUCUCUCUAACACAUUUGCGACCAUUAACGAUGAUGCCACCGCUGAAGCUAUGUUCCGUCGCGCUGUUUUAACUAUCGAAGGCGUGAAGGCAGAUCCACUGUUCUCCUACCAACCCCCGAUCAAUCUCGUCGCAUUGUGUAUCAUGCUUCCCGCAAGCUAUAUACUUAGCCCCAGAUGGUUUCACAAGGUCUCAUCUGUAUUUUGCAGAUUAACCAGCUUCCCCACCCUCUUGUUGAUCGCAUGGUACGAGAGACAAGCAAAACGAUCCGGCGCAUUCACAUUCUCCGAGACCAUCUCCGCAGCCGCCGACAAGAUCUUCGACACAUUGCCCCGGUCCUUGAAGCGCUUGACAUUCUUCGAGGGCCUCAGUGGUCCAGAUGCUGACAUCGACGCAAUAUUUGAAUUAGAAGACGCGUACGACGAGAGUGCACUAGAUGAAGAGGAUAGCGAGCAGACUGUCCCCAUGGAGAAUUCCCGUCAACGCCGACUCUCGCAGAUGUCUCGGCGUCAAACAUCUCAAGCGAGUGGCCCGACUACCCCUCCUCGUUCAUCCGUCAAAGCCGAGCAGCUUUCUAGUUCCUCGUCCGUUCCACUUCCACGGACUCGCGUCAAUUCGACCUUCAUGCGGGGGCUUGAGUUGGCGCAUAAUGUCAGCAGUCCGUUGGCACAAGUUUUUCAGCCUCUCGUUGUGGGCGAUGACCACCAAGACGAGCAAUCCUCAGACCACAACAACGCACUUGUCAGCUAUGGUCCCGCUACACGCCGCAGGCUCUCUUCGAUGGUACGACGGCCCACGGCCCCGCCGGCAGACCCGUUCGGCGGACCGUCGCAGCCUCAACCAAUAGGAGCAAGGCGAAUCCCAACUGGCGUCAGCCCGAGCAAACGUUCUGGCGUUCUGAAUGCAUCAUUGUUGUCAGAAAGCCCAGACGCGAAAUCAGGCAGCGAGCAUAUGGCGACUAUGGAAGAGACCGAAGAAAGCAUUGGGAUGUCGGCAUUGGCAAGACGAUUGGACGGUAUUGAACAGCAGCAAAAAAGGAUCGAGGACCUCCUCUUGCGUUUGGCAAAUAGGGGUUAG
This is a messenger RNA of Postia placenta MAD-698-R-SB12, 1665 nucleotides long. RefSeq lists its product as hypothetical. NCBI's taxonomy places the organism in Eukaryota, Fungi, Basidiomycota, Agaricomycetes, Polyporales, Adustoporiaceae. The coding region runs from base 1 to 1665 and encodes 554 amino acids. The transcript has 11 exons. The record is from RefSeq and is a predicted model, not a curated record.